AAACCACAUGCGCGGUGUUGUGACAUUUGAACCCGAAGUCUGGUGUAUCAAGUUUGAGAGAUUGAAAUCGGUUGAUUUAUCCCCAAAAUGGCAGCAAUGCAUCUUUCCUCAAGAUUUGGUGUUCUUCGAGUCGAUGAUUCACCAGACCUGGAUUCGGACGAAGACAUGGCUGCGCAACGGAGGAAAGAGAAAGAAAUGAAAGCAGCUGCAGCUGUGGAAGCCGCGAAGAAAAAGGCGAAGAAGAAGAGGAAGGCACAGCAGCAGAGCAAUACGAAAAAUGAGCUACGGGAGAUGACUUUCACCAAGAUUGCUAGCGUUCCCAAGGUGGCUCUUGCAUCGAGUCCUCCAGCCAACAAGCCGGUUGUCGUUCAUCCCGAUGUGUUGAAGAUCGGCUCUCCUCCGGAGGGGAGUAAGGAAUGGGAGCAUUGGCACAAUAAAGACCAGGAGUUUGUUGAUGGGCAGUACCAGAAAGACAUUCAGAGAGCCAUACUUCAAAGCAAGCUGGAAUUUGAGAAAAGGGAAAAGUUCUUUCAAGAAAUCGGGCCUGCAGGGGUGGUAGUGGAUGAAGAACAAGCCAAGCUGGCUGCGAUGAAUCGGAAAGAGAGAAGAAAGCACUUACAAGGCAAAGAAAAACCGCAGCCCAUGACCUUGCAGGAGUUCCACCAAGAAGCAACGAAAGGAGGCGGUGACGUUGGUCUAGAUGAAAUAGAGUUACCUCCGCCUCCUCCUGAAGAAAACAAGGAAAUCUACACCAGUGUCAAAGAAGAGAUAAACAGAGUUAUGGCAAAGGAAAAGAAGACAAAGACGAGAAAGAAAAGAGACUCAGAAACGUCAGAGAAAAACAAUCAUGAAAUAGAUGCCAUUCGACAAGUACAGAAAGAAGAUGAGCUGGAGAAAAAGACUGCUGAAGUUACUGAGCUUCAUGAGACGAUAGACAAAUUAAAGGCAGAGCUAUCACAGGUGAAGAAGAGAAAUAAACAACUAUGCUUCAUUCUCGGGCAAGGGGAAAUGAAAGACAAAGCUGCAGUUCUACUUCAAGUGGAGGAGCUUGUAACAGAAAAGGAUGAACUCACAGCAGAGGUCGCUGAAUUGUAUGCAGCGCUGGAGCAAGAGAAGUCCAAAGUUAGCAGCCUGAAAUCAGAGAUACAAAAGCUUCAUGAAAAGACUGAUAAGAAGAAAUAGACUCUCCAACCUUCCACGUGUGAACAGUUCUUGCUUUUAAUGUUUUAAUUUGGAGCCUCAACCAGGAGGGAUAUGCAUUGAGUGGCAGGAUUAGGACUUUAUGACAGGCAGCCUUAAAAAAAAUGGACAUUAUGCAUGCAAAGAGAUCUUAAUGGAGUUACGUUGUUAUGCUUCCUGUUACUAGCAUUUCGUUUUGAUUCAUGUGGAAUAGCUGGGAAUGGUAUGCUAAAAAAUAAUGCAUCUUUGAAAACCCUAUGGUUUCAUGACAUAAGUUUUUUAGGGAUUGAUCGUAAGACUGUUUGUUAUGAUUGAUGCAGGCGCCUGUACUCUGAAUACAGUCCAGGGGGUGUCUCACAAAGAUUCAAAUUUGACUUAAAGAUAAGUACCAGUUGUGAUAAUGAUCUGAAAAUGAGUUCAAACAGAAUCCAAUAAAAUGACCACCCAAGUGUUUGUAUGUAUGAAUAAAGAUUAUCUGCCAAUCGGCUCUGGAAAAAAAUGUGCAAUUGCCGAGAUAUAAGCAAAAUAAGCAGGGAAUUCCAAAAAAUGUUGGGUAUUUUUCCAAGCAAUAUCAAUACACUGUCCCACAUAUGCCUUUUUGUGUUAGUUAUCAUCAGAAUUAUCGGUUUUCAGUUAAGAUUUCAUGCUUUCAUCACAAAGAUGAGUUGAUUUCAAUAUACUAGAUCUGGAUCUAUGACAAUAUGGUGGUGAUUAACCUUGAUUUUAAAAGCUUUCAGUCAGUCGGCAAGCCCUGAAAAAGUAGCUUCUUUUAUCCAAGUGAUAUUCAUGACUAGAGGGUUUUUGCAUUGUUAAUGAGCUUGGUGCGGACCAAAACACCUCUUUUUAUUCGGCCAUUGCUGCUCUAAAUAUAGACCAAAUUUCAGGUUUUUGGUAUCUUUGUAAAGAAGAAGAAUCAUUCUUUCAGGUCAUGUGUAUGGAUUUUUAAAAGGAUGUAAUAUAGGGAAAACUUUUGAUCUAAAACAUGAAACAAAAUAAUUUUUUUCAUGCAACAAAAGUUGUUGUUUUCACACUUAAUUUCUGUUUGAGCACAAAUGAUUUUUAGAUCAUGAUAAAGCUGAAGAUCUAAGCUUUACUAUGAUAUAAUUUUUAUAAGAAGAUGUAUUUUAGAUGGGUCAGCAGCCAGCUUUUCAUAGGCCAAGUAUAUUUAGCAGCUCAAAAACAAGAAUACUGCGCUCUGAUUGGUCAUAGAGACCACACACCCACGCAAAUUCCAAUGUUCCCCCACACUGGGCCUCUUUAAGGUCACACUCACCAUGUGGUAAUCUCUUCAAAUUACCCGCGUCUGUUGUUUUGAAAACAUUAUUCAGCCAAUCAGAACUCUGGAUUUUAUGUUACUCAGAAAUUUCAGAAAUCUCGUCUUGCAUUUUGAUGGAAAAAGCUGGCUGCUGACCCUUCUAAAAGAUGCCACAUAUCAAGAGUGACAUUGUAAGAAAGUAUAGAGUUUGAGCUUUCUGAUGAUAUAAAUAAUGUUUGUGCCUAAAACAAAAUGUUGCACAAUUUGCAAGUGAAAACAGAGGAAGAAAAUUCCGUUUGAGGCAUCUUUUCAUGCCUAAAAUUCAAUUAUUUAUCAAAAUAUUUUAUUCAAUAGAAACAAUCAGUAUAAAAGAGUAACGUUUACUCUUUCAUAUGGUACAAAAAUAAUCAGUUUUACUCAGGGAGAAAGUGGUUAAAUUCUUCGAGAAAGAAAGUCUCACAAUUCACGAGAUUUUGCAAGGACAUGAAUUCAGUCACGAGAGGACUUGGAUAAAUCUUGCUCAUUUGCUUAUUAACACAGGGGCUUGCGGACUGACUGCUUUCUCAUGAAAUAAUUGUUUGCUGCAAUUUCUUUAUUUUACCUUUUGAACUUGGAAAAUCACACUAAAAUUCCCAAUUUUGUGCAUACAUAACUCAUUACUGCAUUGGUUAGAGAUCAUGCUUAGAGGGCCUGCACUACUGCAUAGUCACCAAUAAGGUUACAUGUGAGAUUUCAUGAGCGUUUUGGCCUUUAAACACGACUCAAAGUCACACGUAGCUUUAAACACGACUUGAAGUCGCACGUAACUUCAUCACUUGAAGUCACACCUAACUUUAAACGUGACUCGAAGUCACACUUAACUCUCUGUGAAUUACCCUCCAGGUGGAUGUUUCUGUAAGUUAUGAUUGACUUUACGAACGAAUGUUAACCUUUUUGUAUGGUACAAAUCAAAUACCAUUAAAACUUGGUGUACUACCAUUUACCACAAAAAAGGGUCACCAUUGAUGUGUAUUAAAGUCAUGCGAAAAAUUAUGAAACGGCCGGCCCCCAGCUUUUGGUUUAUUAGUAUGGUCAGUAGAAAUGAAUUGUGUAUACUAUAUUCAAAUGAGACUUUUCACAGCAAUCAAUUAUUAAGUCUGGUAAGCAAAAGGAUUACCAGAACAAUUACCAUGCCAUCAUUCUAUGAUUGAUUUGAUUUGGUUUAAAACAGAGUUACAUGGACGGUAUUCGUUGCGCAGACGCCUUGAUAUUGAUCACCCAAGGUUCAAUCAGACGUAGAAAUCAACUUUAAGAUCAAUCUCUAAGCUUUCUGUUAUGGUUUUUUAAUUCCCUGUUAGAUCUUAAUUGUAUACUUCACAUGAGAUUUUAUUUCUCCAUUUUAUUGUCAUGAAAUUAUUUGAUUGUCAGUCGUAAUGGUUUUACUUCUACUGCCAAAGAUCCGUUUUAUUUAUUACCCUUUUAUAGCUCACUACUUGUAGUUGUUAAGAGCUUGAAAUGAACGUUAAAUUCCUAAAGAGAGAAAAUUUGUAUUUCUUCAUCCUCCUAUUUUACAAGAUAUUGAUAGCUAAUUUAUUUUUUAUUUUUUUCAGAUUUCCUUAUUUUUAAUAUGUAUUGAACCCUUUAUCAGCUAAAAAUAUGCAUGCUUUUAUCACAUGGUGCUAAAUUAACUUGUUACGAAGGAAAUGGCAUUAAUGAGCUUGCUGUUUUUAAUUAAUGAGUUCACUGUUUAUGUUGAUCAAUUUACAUAAAAGUUGGCUCAUUAAUGCUGUAACUUUAAUAACAAGCCUGAAUUUAGCCACCUGUGACAAAAGCAUGCAUUCAUUUUUAAAAUAAUUUUUUUCAGUAUAUGCACUGAAUUAAGUGUAAUUAAUGAUGAAAUCUGCAUAGACCAAGGUUUGGAACAACAAAUUCAAUACCACCGUAAUGAAUUCAGGCCAAUGAAUUCGAUGGAUUCACAAUCCGGUACGCCACCUAUCGGUUGCAACGGACAGGCUGAUAUUUUCACAAUACCUCAUGGGAAAAUUUUACAUCAAAAUCAUAUGCUGUGUGGUGCGCGCUGCUUGCAAGCAAUUAUGCUGCGCUUGCUGGCACGGCUCGGCGUUCUUGCAUUAACUGUUGACCAGUUGAGUACAUUUUUAGUUCGUCGACCCACAUUCACCGGAAAAAAGCUCAUUCCGCCAUGUUUAAAAGGCAGACUAAGCAGCGCCGUGGAUGGUAAACACACGCAGUCACAUUACAGUAGAUCUACACUAGCACUAUGUGCUGCAUGUGCCUGCAAUGUUGACCCCAAAGUUAGAAAUUGGCCUGUCUGGCGCAACCGAUAAGUGAUGCACCGUAUUGUGAAUCCACCAAAUGGUUGGUCAUUUCUUAUAAAUGGAUCUUUUAAAAAUACUGCUGAAUGACAGGAAUGUAAGGUUUGAGGCAUGCAAAUGUUUUAGAUGGUUUUUAAGUAAAAGGCCAUUCUGUCUUUACAUUUUAUUCCAAGCAGACUAAACUUUUAAUCAUGAUGUUCUUUGAAGUGUAAUAUUAAAUGGCAACUCCCGGUAGUAAUAUUGAAACUUUUUAGUUGAGUUUGAAUGUUGAGAAAUUAACGGGAUGUGCAUUUAAUGAGGGAAAAACAAAUAUUUGGGGAAAAGACUAUCAUAAGAUCUUGAGCACCUUAUUAAAAAUCAUAGCUGCAAGCUCCUUUUCAUCACCAUCCAUCAUAUUUCAUCAUGGACAAAACAAUUACAAAUGUGCAAAAGCAGCCGUUAGAUGUGUAGUGUUUGUUUAUAGCGGAAUUACUACAGAAAGGCACUUUACCAAAUGAAGUGUCUUUAAGUAGCACUUCUAUUUUAAAAGAAAUAAGAAUCUUCAAAGGGGAAGUUCACCCUGAUGAAAAAGUGUGUUAUAAAAAUAUCAGAAAAAAAUAAUAAAUUUUUAUGGUUUGAAGAAAAUCCAUCAAUGAUAAAGAAAGUUUUUAGAAUUUAAGGGUUUUGAUUUGUGACAUGAACGAGCUGCUGUCCUAUAUGUAAUGUAAUAUAAAAUGCAUACAUUUCCAUUUUCUUAUGGUUUGAAAUGACUCAUUUUGAAAUUGAUUUUAGGAGAUGGUGUGAAAAUAUGUAUCUAUUGAUAUACUGAAGAUACAAUAAAAAACAUUCAAUUUUUUGAGAAAAUGUCAUUUGAUUUAUUUUUUACCAUAUGAUAUGUGGGAAAGCUACUCGCAUAUGAUAUCACAAAUAAUAAAAUAACCUCAAAUAACUUUUUUAUUUGUGGAUUUUCUUCAAACCUUCACCAAUAUUUUCUAUUAUUUUUCCAGCUAUUUUUACAAUAAACUUUAUAUGUGGGUGAACUUCCCCUUUAAAAGGAGCUCUCCCUGCAUUCCACAUUAUUUUGUCUAUGAUGUACUUUGAGGAAUAAUGGUGAAUAGAUGCUUGCAAGAUUUCUGCAUGAGGGACAAAGCUCAGAGGUUUUUUAAGGUGCCUUUAUUAAAAUGGGAAUCAUUUUUUUCCUUUUCCUUUCCUUUAUUUCUGGAGGAGUACAUGUAUAAAUUAAAAAUAUGUCCUAAUUAAUAUGUGUAGCUUCUCUGGGUUAUAAAAUCAUAGAUAAUAUGUAAUAUUGAAGUGAUGGUUGUUCCAGACUACCUAAUAGCUUGCCAGACAUAGCAACAGGUGAUGUCUAUAAUAGAAUUCUUGGUAUUUCAAAUAUUUUCAUUUGGUUUCAUUUGUUCAAGGUUUAAUAGCUCCAUCCCUCGAAUCAAAUAAAAGAUGAUGUUAACUUCCAAGCGGAGUCUCUGGUUGCAUCGAUAUAUGCAAGCCCGAUUUUGUGCAAGUGUACACCCACAAAACAGUUACACAAAUUUCACUGGGAAUUUGAUGGAAGUCAAAUUUAAAAGAAAUAAGAUGCGAACCCUUCAGAGCCAAAUAGUUUGACCAUACAAUUGUAUGAUCGCACAUAACCACUUAUGCAUAUAUUUUCAUCGAGAAUGAAAUUUGAUUUUAUAUUUUAAACACUUAUCUAAAUGAGCUUUAUAUGACAAUCCUAUAAAUGUAUUCACAGUAGCUCAUACAUGUUGAGAAAGGAAGGGUGUUGUUGCAUGACAAAAGAUAAAAGGAAAAUGACAUGCUAAAGAAUAGACCCCAAGUUGAUUCAUUUCUUGGUGACCAAAAAGAAAGUAAAGCAUUCAAAUGAUGUUUUAGAAUGUGGCUGUAUCGUAAAUAGUGUUUAAAAAGACAAUUUAUUCAUCUUGUGUGUCUGAACUGAAAUGAUACAUGCAUACAACAAAAUAACACAAGAUGAGUAAGCAUUUUAUUGUUUUACCAAAGUUUAUGAACUUUCUUGUUCAAAUAAAUACUACAUUUCUUUUUGCA
This is a messenger RNA of Lytechinus pictus (painted urchin), 6783 nucleotides long. Its product is annotated as G kinase-anchoring protein 1-like. The transcript is spliced from 9 exons. The record is from RefSeq and is a predicted model, not a curated record. Gene Ontology annotation, biological process: signal transduction. Gene Ontology annotation, cellular component: Golgi apparatus. Bases 88 to 1182 code for a protein of 364 amino acids. NCBI's taxonomy places the organism in Eukaryota, Metazoa, Echinodermata, Echinoidea, Temnopleuroida, Toxopneustidae.